Centruroides sculpturatus (bark scorpion) is the source of this 2457-nucleotide messenger RNA. RefSeq lists its product as uncharacterized. Gene Ontology annotation, biological process: microtubule anchoring. Gene Ontology annotation, cellular component: cytoskeleton; axonemal microtubule; ciliary basal body. The record is from RefSeq and is a predicted model, not a curated record. The transcript is spliced from 3 exons. Gene Ontology annotation, molecular function: microtubule binding. The coding region runs from base 79 to 2457 and encodes 792 amino acids. NCBI's taxonomy places the organism in Eukaryota, Metazoa, Arthropoda, Arachnida, Scorpiones, Buthidae.
UAGAGUUAGAAGGGGUAGUUCGGGAUUAUUAGUUUGAAUAUGUAAAGAAUAAGCACGGAUUCCGAACACAGAACAAUCAUGGCAAAGGAGAAGUGUAUAUGCCAGCUAUGUACUUGCGGCAAUCAUCGUUGCAUACACUUUCCAGUGGGAAACGACAUCUCUACCACCUGUCCAAAUGGAGUAGAUGAUGAAGAUCAAUUAAAAUCAAAAAGAAAGCAGUGGGAAGUAUCGCCAGAGCACGUACAAAAAAUAUAUAAAUCGUAUCAAGUUAACGAAAAAGAAAACAUGACAAAUCACAGUAUGAAGUUGCAAGACACAGCUAUAACGAAGCAACUAAAAGGAAAUGGAGAAAAUACAAGAAAACCUCUACAUGCAUCAAACAUCAAAGAAGGAGAUCAGUUUCAAACAUACAAGAGAGAACGAAAAGAAAUUUUAAAAUUAGAUGGAAAGAUGGAAUAUACUAUUCAUAAAAAUGAUAUGGCAGAAAAACAAAUUGAAAAAUACGAACAGAAAAGACCAACAACAACACUAAAGACAGAAGGGCAAAUCCAGUCUCAAAGCAUUUACCAAAAGGAAUACAAAAGCACAACAGAAAAACCAAAUAAUACUACUGGAACCAAAAAAGCACAGAAUGAAGUAUUAAAAAAAAGAAAUGGAACUCAGUAUGAAACAACGACAAAUAUAGAUUAUCCAGCAAAAAAGAUAGAAAUACAAAAACAUACUCGACCAAAAACAUCUUACAGACAAGAAGGAUCGAUGGAUUUAAAAACAACAACACAACAGUCUUUCAAAGUACCACCAAUAGAAAAAACACAGAGGAUUAGACCUCAACAAAAUCUAACAUCAGAACAAACACCUUUCAUAGAUGAUACCACCACUAAAAGUGAAUACAAACAGUGGAACAUAACCAGGACUGACAUCAGAAAGCCAAAAGAAAACCUAAGACAGGAGGGUGAAAUGGACUUCUCAACAACAGCACAGGCUGACUUUGUUCCUAAAGAAGCUGAGAGGGCAAGAGGUCAGAGACCUCCGACAACUUCAAAAUACGAAGGCGACAUGGAUCUCACCACAACAGCACAAUCUGAUUUUGUUGGUAAACAGACAGAGAGAGUGAGAGGCCAACGUCCAAUGACAACGUCAAAAUACGAAGGCGACAUGGAUUUAACAACAACCACACAGCAAUCAUUCCAAGUUCUACCUAUGGAAAAAACAAAAAGCUUCAAGCCUGAACAACAACUAAUACAAGACCAAUCGCCUUUCAUUGAUGAUACCACUACCAAAAGUGAAUACAAACAGUGGAACAUAACCAGGAGUGACAUCAGAAAGCCAAAAGAAAACCUAAGACAGGAGGGUGAAAUGGACUUCUCAACAACAGCACAGGCUGACUUUGUUCCUAAAGAAGCUGAGAGGGCAAGAGGUCAGAGACCUCCGACAACUUCAAAAUACGAAGGCGACAUGGAUCUCACCACAACAGCACAAUCUGAUUUUGUUGGUAAACAGACAGAGAGAGUGAGAGGCCAACGUCCAAUGACAACGUCAAAAUACGAAGGCGACAUGGAUUUAACAACAACCACACAGCAAUCAUUCCAAGUUCUACCUAUGGAAAAAACACAAAGCUUCAAGCCUGAACAACUAAUACAAGAUCAAAGUCCUUUUUUGGAUACUACUACUACAAGAAGUGAAUUUAAACAAUGGAAUUUGUAUAAAAACGAAGUAAGAAAGCCAACAGAAAAUUUGAAACAGGGAGGUGAAACGCAUUUUUCUACUACAACACAGACAGAUUUUACUUCAAGUGCUAGAAGAAAAGUGAUCGAUGAGUUUAGGAAGUCCAAUUUAAAGAACAGCUUUAAUGUGCAAAGAAAUAGAGAUUCUCAUAUUUUUGAAAAUGGUAAAUUUGAAAAAAACGGUAAAACAAAUGGAUACCACGGUCAUAAUGUUACAUUUUUACAUCAGUUUCCAACGGAUGCUAAUUAUAAAACUACUACACAGUCUUCAUAUCAAGGUUUGCAAACCGAUCGUCCUAAUGCCCUGCGUCCAAAAUCUUCUUUAUAUUUUUUAAACAGAAACGGGAUUAAAGAUAGUGAGAAAAAUUUUAAUGGUUUUCCAAUUCAUUCUACUAGCCAUUCAGAGUUCGGUAAAAGUGAAAGUUUUGUUCGGACAAAAGCAGCUAGACCUCCAACUUCACAAAAAGUUGGAGAAGGAUUAUUUGAUACAAGGACUACAAACCAAGUUACUUUCAUAGAUCCAUCCAAACAAGCAAUACAAAGGAUUAAUUUAGAAAAGCCACCAAAUCAUAGAAUAUUUGAAAGUGGUGGUGCAUUUGAUGGAGGAACUACCUACGCUAGUAGUUUUACUCCUACUGGUCUACAUUGUCCUGUUUUAGAUAUUGAUGCAAAGUAUUCAUAUAAAGGAGAACUUGGAGGUCAUAAGUUUUAUUUGCCGGUUGUACAAAAUUAA